AUGUCUGUCAAAGUAGACGAUAAUAAGGAGGAGCCGGCGGUGAGCUUGAAGCAGCAGUGCGUGAAGUGCUUCCAAGGAACCAACUGCAUCAAGACCAUCGUCAUCGUGUUGUGUGUAUUGCUAGUAGUGCAACAGAUAUCGUCGUGCAUCGAGAAGCUGAUUGACAAGCCCAUCACGACGUACACGCACUUCGACUACAACAAGACUAUCACCUACCCGAGCGUCACCUUCUGCCGUGAGCCGCCCUACAAGCCUGACGUGUUGGUUAAAUACGGUUUAUACGCGCAUCCCCGGUACACAUCCACGUGGAGAAACUUCAACUUCUCCAGGAUACCCCUGGACCAGCUCUGGGAAGAGAUCACUUACAACCAGGACGAUUUCUUCGUGCAGUACGCCCUGGACAACUUGGAAGAAAAUUUGAAGAUAACCCCAGUGAUGGGUUUCUUGGGCGGGCGCUGCUACUCCGUGUCUCCGAGGGUGUGGAACCGGAAGGUGAAGACGGGCCGCGAGUUCGGUUACUCGAUGACCUUGCAUCACUAUGCCUCAGACCUGGAGGAUCCCGCCACCAUCGUCCAUCCCGGGUACCACGUCUAUAUACACUACUGGCGGGAACCCUAUACAGAAGUAGAGGUGUACAACGGCGGUCUGGUGGACUACCUGUACAUGAACACGGGGGAGAUGGUCAGCGUCAAGCUCAAGGUGGACGAGUACGUCAUGAUCAGCAGCGAGGACGAGCCUUGCUCCACCGCGCACAACUACAGCGCCAAUGCGUGUACUUCGCAAUACGUAUCGGAUGUGGUCUCAGAGAUGGUGGGCUGCUCCGGACCCUGGAUGAAGAGUGACCUUCCGUACUGUGACAACUACGAUGACAUGAAAGAUCUCAUUACACACUAUAUGAGCUUGUACCAACACCACGAGUGUCCCAGCUGUCCUCGAUUCUGUCACUCGUUGCUGUACAACGCGUUCGUCACGGACCGACAGAAGAACUACACGUGGCAGGACCAGGACGGUCACCGGCCCGUCUCCAACACGGACGCAAGUCUGGAGACAACAAUCUUCCUGCACUUCAACAACAUGAUGGUGUCUGUGUACGAGGAGAAAUACAACUACGACUGGAACUUGUUCGUGUCGGACCUCGGCGGCAGUGUCGGUUUUCUCUUAGGACUCUCAGUGGUGGGACUCUUCAACAUCAUCGGCUACAUAUGGAUUUACUUCAUCCGGCCCUUCAUUUGCAGUAAAAACAGUAAAGUUACUGUGGACAAUAGUAACAGUAACUCGGACAGUGUAGCCACUGUGAGCCAGAGCGAAUAUUACAAGAAAUACGAUCAGAAAAAAUAAAUAAUCUAAUCCUUGGUUAAGUUAUUUUUCGAACAUUUUUUUCAAUGUGGUUAUUAGGAGAUAGAGGCAAAAUUAUAUUAUUUAGCAUGAA
This is a messenger RNA of Bicyclus anynana (squinting bush brown), 1429 nucleotides long. RefSeq names its product degenerin-like protein asic-1 (gene ppk17). Gene Ontology annotation, cellular component: membrane. Gene Ontology annotation, biological process: sodium ion transmembrane transport. The record is from RefSeq and is a predicted model, not a curated record. Bases 1 to 1338 code for a protein of 445 amino acids. Gene Ontology annotation, molecular function: ligand-gated sodium channel activity. The transcript is spliced from 10 exons. NCBI's taxonomy places the organism in Eukaryota, Metazoa, Arthropoda, Insecta, Lepidoptera, Nymphalidae.